UAGUUUGGUCGUACGAAUAGCCUGAAUAUUGAAAAAUGUGGUAUUAUUGAUGUGUGCGUUACUGUAUCUGUCAGAUGGAGGCCGUCAAGGUCAGGCGACCAAAAUUAAAGACUUCUGAAAUAAUCGCUCGUUUGGAAUCAAUUGAUGUGCCUGAUGAUCCUCUUCCAGUUGAGUGUGAGACGUCUGUAAAUGUUGAAGAAAUUGUUUCCCAACCUGAAACUGUUACAGAAACUAAAGAUGAUCCUAUGCACUCAUGUGAAACUGUCACAGAAACCGAAAAAGAUGUCCCUUCUUACCCUUUAUUGCAUGAACUUUUUCCUAAUGACCAUCUGGAACAAACACAGUCACUUAACUCUGAUAUCAAUUCCCCAGUUGCAGAAGAAACCAAGGAGCAGAAAGUGGAGGCUUCUGCACCAGACUUCAUUGAAGAUGUGACUGAAAGCGACAAUUCACUUUUUGAUGCUUUUCCUGCCCCACUCAGCUCUGAACACCUCAGGAACCUGUACAUUAAUCGUUCUGUAGAUAAGCUAAACGAAAUUGAACAGAAUUUUUUGGUGGAGUCUGAGUUUGAAUUAGUUUUAGUUUCUCAUUCGAGUGAAUCUAGUCUUCCUGAAGAUCCGUUCCACCUGCUUAUUUGCAAUUAUGCGGAUAAUUGGGCGAAGUGGUGGCAAUCGAUAAAACGUCUAGAAAAAGUUCUGAAGGAGUCUUUAGAAAUGGAACAGUCGGCGUGGGUAGUAAAAAAAGUUAAGCAAAGUGCCGAGGGUAAAUGUCAUGACAAGAAAACAGUUUAUCUUAAAUAUGAAUAUGAAAAUGCUGAACUCAGUCAAUCUGUGCUUAGUGAAUUAACUGAAAUGAACGAAGUAUCUCGUUGGAUUAUUUUUGAAGAGGUUCCUCUAAUUGCAUACAAAUUGAUUUUAUGCAGAAAUCGUAUUGAAGAAUACUUAGCAAACAUUUUAACACAAUGUUCAAUUUACGAGAAUUUAACUCCAUCACAACCAGGAAUAUUAAUUUGUUCAAAAGUUGAUUCUACGCAUUUAAUUCAAUUAAAAGAGUUACGUUCAACAUGUUCAAUUCUUUUUGCUUGUUUACGUCAAUUUUGGUCAAAUCAAUACGGUGGUCGUACACACGAUCCAACGUUUCUUAAACAUGUAUCUAACUGGUUAAUUUUAACUGCUGGUGUCACGGUUCGUGCAUGUAGACCAGAGGAUCAUAUAUUCAUCCUGAUGCAAUUGUUACGUCUACCCUCAUCAUUGAUCAAAUUGUUUGUGUGUUUAUUACAACCACCAGAUCCAACUGUUGCAUGGGAAAGAACUAAAAAUCUCGUUGAAUUUCUCUACCAACCAGAAGUUGAGCUGAUAUUAACUCUGUUUGCAAUAUGUUUACGACCAGUACGUGAACGGGAACGUUUUGUCACUUCAAUCAACACCACCACCAACAACAAAAACAACUCAUCAAGCAAGCAAACAGAUUCAGAUUCAAAUAAAGAGGAGACACCCUGGACUACAGUUGAUUCAGCCGGUGAAAGUGAUACUGAGGAUAAAAUAGACUUGAGUAAUAAACAGAAAAAGACAUCAAUGUCUAAACUAUUUGAAAUACCUUCUACAACCAACAGUCAAAAUGAUGAUUCAUGCGCUUAUUUAAAUCCUGAUGAUUUAAGCUGUUUACUUGGUCAGUUAAGAAUUGAACGCCUUCUACAACUUCUCGCUUAUGAUUAUUAUACUCCAGGAGACAGACCGUCCAGUGGGGAGUAUCACCAGGAGCAGCAGCCGCAGCAGCAUCAAAUGAUGAAUGAGUCUGGUCUGAUGACAUCGAUUGCAUUCGCUGAUCGUGUAUUAUGUUUAAUUGAAGCUUGUGAAAAAAUCUAUGCAGAUUAUGCUCCACAACCGACUGCACAAACACAUUUAGGUGCAUGGCGUGCUCUAGCUAAACGAUUGGCACGUUUAAUCAGGUUAUUACUCACUGCGGUUGGAUUUCGUAUACAACGUAGAUUAUAUCAACAACAACACAAAUACCAACCGAAUGAAAAUCAAUUCAUAUUUAUGCCUAAUUCACAAGAAUUUAUGCGUAUUCUCUCGCAAUAUGAUGCAUUAUGUCUUCGUGCUGCUCACUGUCUAUUAUUGUCUGGAAGUGGACUACCAGAAAAUUAUCGUAAAGCUGGACAACUUACAUGUUGGCGUAAUCUAGCCGGUACACUUCCAUUAGGCUUAACAAUGAUUAAAUCGAAAAAGGAAUUAUUUUAUAUAAUUAUACAAUCAAUUAUACAAAAUAAUAAUAGUAAUAAUACUAAAAUUAAUGUAGAUAAUAAUAAUAAUAAUAGCAGUAAUAUUUGUAAUUUAAUUAAAGAACAAUUAAUGAAUAAUACAAAUAAUAAUAAUGUGGAGAAUAAUUUGCCUAAUAUAAUAUUGGAUAAAUUACAUCAUAUCUUGUUAACAAGUGGGCUAAAUGAACUUGGUCUGUCUGUAGUGAUAAGUGUAUUGGGCAAAUUAGCAUCGUAUGAAUGUCGACCAAGAAUUGUCUAUUACAAUAAUAAUACUUUGUGUAAGUAUGAAUUACCUGAUGAAGAAGCUGUUCUAAUCCAGUGUAUCCUACGUAUUAUAUUUGGAUUAUCUGUUUAUCAUAGACCACAGGAUGUCAUCAAUGUAAAAACUGGCGGUGGUGUUGGCGGCAGCAAAAUCAGUUCCAAAAGUAUUUCACUUCUCUCCUUAUUGCCUAUAUCACCGAAAUGUGGUUGCAAGCAGUUGACAGAGAUCACUAGUAAACAUCCACAAAUAUGCCUGCGUUUAUUAUUCAGUCUGAUUACAGAAAGUGCUUUAGAUAUUACAGUUAAUCCGACAUUGACAACAAAGUUACACAAUCGGAUAACUCAGUUUAAUCUCUGCCUUACUGACCAAUACAUGCGAGUGGAAGAAAUUCUCUAUCAAUUGGUUAAUGAAGCGCCUUUUCAUAUUAUGCAGCCUGAUAAAAAAGAAUUGGAGUUUUUAAUCAACUCUGUUUGCCAAUAUCCGCCAGAUGCUUUUCUGCACAAAUUGUGUCGUUUAAUGCUAUCCCGUUUCAGUUGGGAUGCUUAUAAAGAUGUACAAUCCGGUGAACCAUUCAUUCCUUUCCCCUUACACUUAAACAUGGCUUUAGGACUAUGUGAAAUUGUUGAUAAACAUAUAUCAAAUAUGCCUCAUUUUAAUAUAUACCGAUUAAUUAAUCCUAUACUGGCGUCAAAUAUAUACCAAUCUGCAAAAUCUUCAGUUAACUUACUGGCAUACAAUUUAACCGAUCAAUUUCUCUCAGCUUUACUCACCACCAGUAGUCAACGUCGGUUACGGAUUAAAUCAAGUGGUGUACAAGCACAAUCAAACAAUCAAUCCGAAUUAUCUCGUCGUACAUAUAGUGUAGAAAAUAUUUCCACUUCCUCAUCUUCGACGUCAUCACCAUUGAACUGUGAUGCUAAUUUAUCAAUGAUUACAGAUUUGAUCCAUUGGGCUGUUGAACUGUUACUUCGACUGUUGCUACCAGGCACAAUUAUUUAUGAUAAUCACUUUUCGUGUAAUUCAAUAAAUUCAUCACUAAUCAAAGAGAGUAUUAACCAAGUUUGGUUUAAGUUAUACGCUUUAAAUGAUGAAAGCAGAAAAACAAAAAAUCAGCACAACAGUAAAACAACAACUACCUCAAGGUCAUCAUGUUCAAUGUUAAAUCCAGUCAGUGCAUUUGUUAUUUUAUCUUUACAGACAGUAAAUACAUCAGCUAUGGGUAGUGAGAAUAGAGGAACAGUUGAUAAUAAUGAUUGCCAGUUUUGGAGACUUGAAUCUCAAACGUUAAACACUCUUAUCCAAUCAAUAUUCUCUUGUAAACACUUUAAAUUAUGUCUACGUAGUUUAUUUAUUCUAUUUAAACAAAUGUCCACAAUAUCAUCAACACCAUCAGCAUUAUUGUCAUCCUUAUGGUCAACGUUGAAUGAAAGUCUUCUUCAUAGUCUAAUCGACUCAUCAUCGCCGUCGCAGCCGCUACCGCCAGCAACACUGGAGACAUCCUUAUCAUCUGAUGAAGAACAGCAGAGAUUACGUCAAUUUUUAUCUAUCCUUGAACAAUUCUCUGAGAAUCCUCUAUUGUCAUCAUCAUCAUCGUCGACAUCGAGAUCGACAGACUAUCGAAUUCUUCUUCCGUAUCUACUGAUUGGCAUGUUCAUCGAGUUAAUAAGAAUGAAUUCCUUGAAUCUUAUAGAUAUCUUGUAUAUUUUACAAUCACUUCUAGACAUACUAUUGAAUAGAAUUGAUUGUUUCAAUAAUGUACAAAUGAUCGUCUUGUUUAAUAUACUACUCACAUUUGAAUAUUGGAGUCGUGUGAAAUUAUCCCCAGUGUUUUUAGCGUCAAGUGGUUCAUCGACUAGCUGUGGAAGUGAUACAAUGUCGACUACUUCCGCUGCUUCUGUCGCUGUUGCUACAGCUCCUCCUAGUGUUUCUUAUCAUAUUAAUAAUAUAGAAGAGUAUAAAGCAAAGUUAAGAUUAAUGAAUUCAACAAUUUAUCAAAAUUCUCAAGUUAAAUUAAAAAAAAUUGAAGAAUUACACACGAAUAACAACAAGUCAUGCAGGGAAUUAUCAUUACAUAAUAUUGUGAAUACAUCAUUGGAAGCAGCAUAUACAUGGGCAUUGUGUCAAACAUUUCAUAUGAUUAAUACACUGAAAUCGAAUAUAUCUAAUGCAUCGACAACGUCAUCAUCAUCAUCACCGUCUAGCUAUGCAAAGUAUAACGCAUCAUCCUCCCAGCAUAAAACGUCAAUUGUUCAAGAAUGUAUAUUAAAUGCUGUAAAUUUGAAAAUUAUACAAACUUAUUCAAAAAAUACUACUACUACUACUAAUAAUAAUGAAUUGAAUCAACCAAGUCUACCCUAUUGGUUGUUGGCAUGGUUACAGUGUGGUGUUUACAUGGAUGAAACGAUGAAUGCUACAAGAAAUAAUAGUAGUAGUAGUACUGAUGCCGAUGAUAAUGGCGGUGGUGUUGAUGACAAUCAACUACCCACUAGCACCACCUGUCAACAUUCAAUCUAUUGGAAACGUGUUACACCGAUUAUUUGUCUUUAUGAAGAUGAACUGAUUACUGCAGGGAAUCAAUUAGUUAGUCAGUCUAAUCGAUCUGUUCAAUCGACAUCACCGCGGAAGGAAUCUGGUGUUUUGUUGCCUGCUGUUAAACAAGUUCUACAAAAAAUUUUGUUUGAAAGUGGUCUAAUUCAAUUAAUACCUACAAAUUCAAUUGACACUGUGUAUUAUAAUACUAAUAAUAACAAUAAAAGUAGUAAUGAUAAGAAUAACACUGGUAGUAGCAACGAACAAAUACAAGAAUGCAGUUAUCUACACCGUCAGUUACCAUCAUCUUUAACUGAUUCAAGCAUAGCUUGGAUAUUUAGUCAAUUUAGUAUUGUUCAAGGUGUUUAUUUAAUGUAUAUGUGUCCUAUUGAAGAUCCCAUGUGUUCAGUGUUAAUUCAUAAUAUACUCUGUCAGAUAUUUAAUCUUCAGUUGGCUUGUUUAAAUGGCGAAUAUCAACAAAUUAAUGUACAUAAAAGUAAAAAUUUAUUUACACCUGGAUUCCUGUUAUUACGAUGUCUACCGUCAUCAUUGUUUACACGUGGUGGACAUUCAUCCUAUCUGCCAGUGUUAUCAUUAUUAUCACCACCGACAAAUACACUAUCAGAUGAUCAACAGUCGUUAUUUCAAUUGGUUAUACAAAAAAUUCGAUUAUUAUCGUCAACCAAUCAAAAUCGACAGCCUUAUAAUGCUUCAUUUACACAUGACUUCAAUCGGCUUAUUGACUUUUUGUGUGAAAUUGACGGAUUAGUAUCACGUUCACCUUUUCUAAAUACGAAUGAUAAUGUCAUAAAUUCAAAGUAUUCACAUUUAUUGGAUCCAGUAUAUCAACAGUCUGUGAUUGAUGUCCUUUUGCUUCAUGUCAACUGGAAUCCGUUAGAUGCAUUAAUGCAUGCAAGCCACUCUCUAUGGAUUACAUAUCAGUAUAUGCCAAAAUCGAAUAUGAAUGUGGAAAAACAUGAAGAUGGUGAUCUAACUGGUCUAUCGACAGUUUCUCCAGAAUCAAGUCUGAUACGCUUAAAGAACGAGGAGUCUUGUGAACAUCGUGUUGAAUUAUCACGUUCAUCAUUUGAAGUAUUAUUCUCCACGUCUUCUUUAAUGACACUGCCUUCGUCAAUCGAUCAAUUUUCAAAAUACAUGAAGGAAAUAACAGAUUCACUGCGUCACCAUUCUAAACAAAUGUGUGAUCGUAUUGAACGAAUUGAACGUCUACAGAAUGAAUUGCAUACAAAUAUUAUCCCGAAAUUGUAUACUCCUAUACGUGUAAAAUUACUUCAAUAUGUUGAAUGUCAAUCAAUUCUGCCUACCUGGAUGCCUGGUUAUCAACCGUGUUCUGGUGGAAGUAAUAUCUCGUGUGAAUAUCAAACAGACAAGUGUGAUGAUCAUAUUCAACAAUUGUAUCAGCUGCACAGAUCUGAUUUAGACAAGUUAAUUAAAACAGCUAUAGAUAUUUCACAAAUUGCAGCAUGUGAUGUUCACAAUUAUUCUAGCGAUUCAUCGAUAUCCUCCUCCACCUCCUGCACAGAUAAUAAGGAGAGAUUAAAUCAGAAUUGGGCAUAUACUGUCUUACAAUUACAAAAUGCAGUCAGCUAUCUCAUACAUAAAUCACGUUUAAUUCAUUCAGAGUUGAGCAGUAACAAUUCAGCAGGGACUAUUACUUCAUCAACAUCAUCAUCGUCAUCAAAUAAUGAAUCGACUUCAAUUAUCAAUCAAUUAAAUCUUGUCCAGUCGACUGGAUUACAAUGUUUUCAACAGUUGUGUCAAAAUCUUUCUGGACAUCUUCUUCAAUGUCCGUUAACUAAACAAAUAUUUGCUAAUUGUGUCGGUGAACUUGCAAAUGAAUUUUUGACUAGUUUAUCAAGUCAGCAUGAAUUGCUACUGGAUAUGUUGGUAGCGUUACCGCAUUUAUCAAAUUUAUUGUGUACCACAUUUAUACCUCCUAAUCCAUGCAGUAAUAAGCCAAAUGAUCAUAAAAGUCAACAUCCCCUGCUGCCAAUCUAUCAACGUUUAAUGGAUAUACGUUUUAGGUGUAAUGCACAAACAGCUUUGAAUAUCCUGGAAAAGAUUAAUUUCAAAGCUUGGUUUUCAUUGGAGGUUAAAUAUUAUAACAAGGAUCAGUGGAAUGAACUCAUACUUGCUUUAUUCAAUUGUAUACAAGAAACAACCCCUCCUCCUACUCCUACUCCAACUACUAAUUAUUCUUCAGGAGUAAAUUCAACCUCCUCCGAAGAGAAUGAAGAUUUGCACAAACUUUGUAUUGUACACUUGAAAACACUUAUUUCAAAUCAUUAUCCAGAUAUGUUUAUUUUAGCAUUUCAAUUAUUACUACAAGAUCUUAGUAAUAGUAAAUGUAUUGAUAUCUGGAUAUUAUUUCAAGAUUUACUAACAUCCGAUAUAGACAAUCAUUCAGGUUCUUCAAGUCUAUCAGCUGAACAAUUAACUCAACUUUUAACACAAGUCUAUCGAAAGAUGUCAUCAUCUGCACGAAAGUCGUCUGUUAAGUCGUCGUCAUCACCAUCAUCAUUAUCAGCCGCCUCAUCUGUUGUACGUGAUUCCCAAUCUGAUUUAUCCGAUGAAUGCUCUUUAAUGUUACAAAAUAAUUCUCAACAAACUGUACAAGUUAUUCUACACGUGUUAACACUGUUAGCAUGUCAUUUAUGUGAAAAAAUUGGUUCGUGUAUAUUGAAUAAUCAUUUGUCUAUACAAAAUGGUCGGUCAAUGAUUAUGGAUAUGCUAGAACAAGUAUUUGGUCAAAUUUUGUAUAAAUGUAUCAUUUUACAAUAUGAUCGAAAGCUACAUACAAGUUCGUCAUCAUCAUCAUCAUCAUCAUCAUCGUCGCCACCACAAAUGUCGUCGUCUAUUCCUUCAGCAUCGUUUAUUGUAUAUGUAAAGUGUUGCUUAGAAGCAUUUUCAGAUUGUCUUAACUCUGCUAUCAAAGUUUGUCCAAGUGAAAAUAAUCCAAAUUGGUCAAAUCAACUUAUCAACUUAUUUCUAAUCUGGUUCACUUCUAAAGCCUUCGUGUUAAACAAUUUUCCGCAUAGUUUAAAAACUGUCUCAAUGUCUACAAUCCCAUCCAGUAGUUGUGAUAUGAAAUCUAGUAAUUAUACACAAGUUCAAACCAAUAAAAUAUGUCUACCACUCAUUGUCUAUUCAGCAUUAAUGAUGAAUAAACUCAGUGAGAAGGGAGAAAUCACUUCAGAAGUACAAGGAGCCAAAGGAGACGAUCAAGAUGACCACAAGAAGGCGGAGAAGGAGGAGGAAGGGGAUGGAGAUGGCGAGCCAACAUUGAAAUGGUGUUUAUCCUCCUUGAUAUCUAUGCAUAAUAUUGUCUGGAGACCAAAUCUGGAGUGUUUAGAUGCAAUGAUUAUGCUGUUAUUGAACUGUGAUCAUUCUGUCAAUGAUAAAUGCAUGAAAAGAUUAGCUUCGAAUUUCAGCGUUCGUCUACUUCAUACUGUUCAAUAUUGGUUGAUGGAUCAAAGUACAGUACAAUCGACUGAAGUACCAGAAUUACGUAGCUGGUUAAGCGUGACUCCUCCUCCUACUACCACAAUUACCAACAAUGCACUGCAUCAAAUUGAAAAAUCAAUGAUUAAAAUCGAUAAGGCUUAUGUGAAUUCGUUGACAUUUUUAUUAGUAUUAAUUACUUCAGGUUUACAGACAAGUUCUAGUAAAGGCAUAAAAGUUCAAUUGAAAACUAUCAUGGAGAAUAUUCUCAGUUCAUUAGAUUUAUCUAUAGUCAGUGAUACGUGUUAUUUAUACAUUUUAUCUUAUCUAACUGAACAAUAUUUCCCUGUACAUUGUGUUCUAAUGCCACCAACAACUAUGGAAGGACGUUUAUUUGGUCUAUUGGCUGCUGCUGGUGGUAUGAUAUCCAAAUCAUCAUUAUCCUCAGAAUCGUCCAUUUUCUCACAGAAUUCGCCAAUGCCAACGUCAACAACAACAACAACUGGACUUUAUCCUAGUCUUUCUAGUCUACAUGCAACCAGUCAUCAUCGGUCAACUACACCAGGGAUUAUAGCUCUACACUAUUGUAAACGUUUAGCUUAUCUACGUAAAAUAACAAGCCUUCUAGGCUAUGCUGUACUAUGUGGUGGUGGUGAAGAUGGUAACAAACAAUCGUUGAAUAAUCGAUUGGAUCGAUUAUUUAUGUCUGAUGAUUUUGCAAGUUUAUUUAUGAAAAAAUAUGAUCGCCAGUCGUCUUCCUCCUCAUCAUCAGCGUCGUCAUCGUCGAUGAAAUCAGAGUCGAACUCGUCGAUGCUAUCUACCCUGUGGAAUAGAAUGUCAUCAAUGCUGCCUAGUAGUAGUUUGACAAGCAAUAGAAAUCCUAUCAGCACACUAAGAGAUCGUCUGUCAUUAUCUACAGGCGAUGAUAAUAUGAAAAUCAAUGCCGAUAAUAAGCAUAGUGUUACUUCUCAAUCUGUAAAGCUUUUAACUUGGUUACGUGUAUGCAAUUUACUGUCUGAAUUGGAAGCUGUCACAGGUCAUACUGGUUGGGAACCGUCAACUUCACAAGAAUUUAAAAAGAUUACUGAAUUGUGUAACGAAGUGAUUAGCUUAGUGAAUCGGUCAAGUUCACGAGUGGAAUUUCUCUCUAAGGUGUCGACAGUAGCAAUCAAUAAAAAGGAUGUUGCCCGUACAACAACAACAACAACACCAGAUCUCUUUGUCAAUGCUAUCAUCUUCUGGUUGUUGAGUAACUUGAAUGUAAACACACGGAUGAUGGGUGUCAUUGGAAAUGAUUUGUCUAUUUUAACGUCAACCACCCGAUCAGCGGCAGCAGCAGGAGCAUCACUGUGUCAUCGUCGUGAGUCAGAAUCACUUGAUUCUAGUGUUAUGCCGCAUUCAAUGAAUGCCCGCCUGUCUAGACCCUUCAUUCAUUGUAUAUUGUCAAUGAAUUCACCUAUAGAUCAAGAGACAACAAGUCGUUUUGCACAAUUGUUGAAUGCUACUAUUUGGUCUGUUAUUGAUAAUGCUCCAAAUGAAAUUUUAUCCAAAGAUCGAUUUUGGGGUAUCUAUGAAAUCUACUCACACAACUAUUUUAUCCAAAAUAAAUCAAGUUUAAUCCAUUCAGAUUUAUUGAUUUCUAUGUGUAUUCAAAAUAGUCUACAUUUGCCGUUACUCUUUACAAGUUUAAGUCGGCUGGAUUAUUUCUACAGGAGGACAAGUAUGAUGUUGAAUCGAAACAGUGAUAGCGGUGAUACUACUACUACUAUACUACUACUACGCCUCCUCCUCCUCCUCCGAUAGUUUCAGCUAAUGAAUACAAUGUCAUUAUAGCCGAUUGUAUGCAUUGGUUACAUUCCCUUGGAAUUGGUUAUAUAAAUGAAGGCAUUGAUGGUCAAUCAUUUCAACUGAAUGGAUGGAUUCUACUGGUUAAUUUCAUAAUUAACUUGAUUACCACACGGAGAAUGAAUUCAAGCACUAGCAAUGAACCAUGCUGUUCUAAACAUCCUGCAUGGUCUACACAGCCCUCUAAUAAUAAUGGCAAUGAUGAUAAGAAUAGUAGUGCCAGUAACACUGAUGAUGAUAAUAAUAAUAAUAUCUGUCCAGCUGAAUUCCAUUGUAAACGUCUGUCGACUAUAUUUAAUGAAUUUAAAACUACUCUUAUCACACAAUGGAAACGAAAACAAGCCAAGCUGUUGACAGAAGAUCAAAUUCAACGAAUUACAAAGAUGUACAAUUUCUUGGAUUGUCUGUGUUGUCUUAUCGAUGCAUGGAUGAUAAAUACUAGUUCAUCACAUGGUAUGAAGAAUUUAGAAAAACUCUGCUCACAGCCUCCUCCUCAUCCUCAUCCUCAUCUCCCUCCUACUUCUUCAUCAUCAUCACCAUCAUCAUUAUCGUCGUCAUUAUCAGCAGAUCUAUCGAAUAUAGAAGAAGGCUGUGAUUCAUCGUCGAAACAACCACCAUCAGAAGCAUCAAUCAUCCAAGAAUCAAAUCCAUCUUUAACAUCUUCUAUCGUUUCAUCUCUAUUAAUCCGUUUGAAAUCAUUCACCCUUCUUGAAGCUUAUCGUUAUGUAUGCCUUCAAUUUUGGAAUGAUCUUAAACCGUACGUCAAAGAAAUCCUACAAAUGUCUCUAACACUUUCAUCACACAUAUAACUGCUUCCUCGUCUUCCUCUUCGUCAUUACCAAGAAUAUCAUAAUCGACAUGUUCUGUGUUCACUCACUCAUUGUUGAUCACACAGUUUGAUUGCCUUUCAAUUCGUUCCUCUAAUGAAUAAGUCACUAUAACACAUGACUUUUAUCUCCUUUAUUUGAGUCUGUAUAUUCACGUAUGUGUAUGUAUGUGUGCGUGUGUGGGUGUGUGUGUGCGCAUACGUUUGUACUUAUUCAUAAACUUUGUCAAGACAAUUUAUUUAUUUACUUAUGCAGUACCUUCUAAAAGUGUAAUUUCUAUGCUAACUCUGCGUUGUGCGACGUCAUCCAUGUUAGUUAAUCAUGCUUUCUCCCCCAGCGCUUCCUGCGCCCCACUCCCCGCCCUUCCUACUUCAGUAAUUGUGAUUAUCACUCCCCACACACACACACACACCGACUCCUAAAAUCUUUCUUUUUUUUGUUUAUGAUGUCUUUCAUUGUGAUAAGAGAACAGUGUUUAUUACAGACGAGUUCAUUCGUGGGUGGGUGUGUGUAUGUGUGAGUGAGUGAGUGAGUGAGGGAGGGAGGGAGGGAACGUUUGAUUUUAUCACAUUUCUUUUUGUAAUUAAUUUCAGAGAGAGUACACAUUUUCAAAUAAAAUAUUUUCAUGUUUUUCUGUUUCAC
Messenger RNA from Trichobilharzia regenti, 11827 nucleotides. The record is from the annotation of a GenBank genome assembly. NCBI's taxonomy places the organism in Eukaryota, Metazoa, Platyhelminthes, Trematoda, Strigeidida, Schistosomatidae.